Molecule: messenger RNA, 1641 nt
Organism: Macadamia integrifolia
Lineage: Eukaryota; Viridiplantae; Streptophyta; Magnoliopsida; Proteales; Proteaceae
Exons: 5
Coding region: 114-1274 (386 amino acids)
Source: RefSeq, a predicted model, not a curated record
UAUACAAUGCUUCCUAACGACCAUUGAAUCAGCAGAAAAUAGUUUUCAGUUAUAAAGGCUGGUUCGAAUCGGCAAUAGGCCAUCGCAGAGAAAGUAAAAAAGAUCAAUAGAAAAUGGCGGCCUCUUCGCCAGUCCCAAGCAACAACAGCACAGACACCACCACCACCGCAGGCGGAAUCACCUCAACCGCCGCUUCUUCACAGCGUUCUGACACACCGAAGCAGAACCUUCGUGGCCUCAAUAAGCCCAAGUGUUCCAAGUGCGGCAACGUCGCUCGUUCCAGGUGCCCAUACCAGUCAUGCAAAAGCUGCUGUGCAAAAGCUCAAAAUCCAUGUCAUAUACACGUUCUGAAAGCAAAUGCAACUUUUCCAGACAAGGCACCAUCAUCAAGCUCACCUUUGUUCAACCAGCAGUCUACGGAGGUGUCUUCGACGAGUUCUGGACUUGGUUUUAGGGCUUCACUGAGAGCCUCUUCAAUUCGUCAACUUUCCAACAAUUUACAAUUCAAUGGAGCCCAAGUUCAACUCCGUUCAAGGAGGCCGCUGACUAGAAAGGAUGCUGCAGCUAUUAAUCAGUGGAGGUUUUCCAAGCUGAAGGAGUACAAGGAACGAAACAUUGAAGCGGAAAAUGAAGCUUUCGACAGAUACAUGCAGAAUGUUGGAUUAUUGGAGGAAGUCUUCUCUUUAGGUUCUGCCGGGGAAGAAGCAACUGCAGAUAUGUUGCUUGCAUUGGAACCAACCUUUAGUUUUGGGGAAGAAGACACCCAGAGAAUGAUCUCAGGGUUAAAAACGAGGUUAAAUUCAAAUCAAGGAAGAAAAAAUGCCUUCAGACAGAAAAUAGGAGAACUCGUUGAUGGGGGAUUGAAGAAGUUGCUGAUGUCAGAGUGCAGUUAUGAGGGUGGACAGGCCAGUGCUGAUGAUGUGGAUGACCAAAAAGAACAUAAGAGGCCAAAGAGAACAAUAGAUUGGCAAGCUGAAAGAGCUUCAGAAGUAAAUGACCUUAUUGAUAAAUUGAACAAAGCUCGAAAUGAGGAUGAUCUGAACUCCUGUUUGGUGAUGAAGUCCAAGUUGUUUAAUCAGCCUGAGAAAGCAGACCCAACACAAAGGAAGGAGGUUGAGAUAUCCAAGGAUGAAAAUGAUGUAGAUAUUCCUGCACCCAAACAAGUAUUAGAUAAUUCUCUGCCUAGAUCGUAUAAAGAGGCUGAAAUUAAUCAAGAAGCUUUAUGUAGUAUUGACAUGCAAUUUUCUUCCCUUGAUCAAAUAGUGGGUCUUUGAUAUUGAGGUGGGGAUCCAAGUUUACAACCUAAAAGUUUCAUAGAGAUGGCCAGCUAGCUGGGAAGAUGUAUUAUUAACCUAUAGGCUGCUUUGAGCUUUGACUGGUGUAUCAAGAGGAUCAGAAAGUUUUGUAGGUCUCAGACAAAUAGGUUACUUAACGGUCAUGCUGUGAUGUUGUGGACCUAGUGUAUUUAUGUUCGCAGAAAUCUCAGAUUUGAAUAUGAGAUGCUCCUGGCUUUUGAGUUAUUCUUGUAAAAUCUUCUUCCUAGCUAACUGCCAUUUUUGCUAAGAUGUCUAGCAUUUGCAUCCAAAUUCCAAAUGUAAAUUUUGUUCCUUUUGUACAUAGAUUGGAAUACCCUUUGCUUCA